Molecule: messenger RNA, 14367 nt
Organism: Coregonus sp. 'balchen'
Lineage: Eukaryota; Metazoa; Chordata; Actinopteri; Salmoniformes; Salmonidae
Source: the annotation of a GenBank genome assembly
AUGACUGACCAGGGCAACAACAACCAAAACAUCUCCCGCAACCCCUUCGCUGCCCUUUUCAGCUCCCUCGCCGACGCCAAGCAGUUUGCGUCGGGCCAGAAACCACCUUCGCGCCAUGGCGAACCACCCUGUGAGUUAACCCUCCAGAGGAGGAGUUACAGAGCGUGCAUGCUUUUGCUCCAGCCCAGCUCUAACACACGACCUGACUAAUCGGCUGCAUGACAGGACCUUGAUUAGCUCAAUCGGUGGUGUUUUAGUGCUGGGUUGGAAUAAAGCCCAACAGUUGGGCCACUCCAGCUAUAAUAGUUAAUUGUGUUACUCAUUUUGGUCUGUCUGUCUAACUUAAACAUUACUAAUAUGAUGUAGCACGCUCACUGGCUUGACGCUCGACAAUGACCUCAUACGGUUUGAUAUAUCUGCUGGCUUAUGUCAUGUGUUGCAGCGGAGGACUCGGAUGGGAGUCAGUCAGAGUCAGAGAACUCGGACAGCAUCGAGGACAAUGACGACUCGGUGGCCGAAAUCAGCCGCUCCUUCCUGUCGCGGCAGGAACUGUGUGAACAGCUCAACAUCAACCACAUGAUCCAGAGGAUCUUCCUCAUCACCUUGGACAACAGUGAGUGCAGGAAGUUAGAUAGGAGCGUAUUAAGGUUUUUACACUUUUUUCUAUUGGAGUAGCGUCAUGAUGCCGCUUGUCCCUUCUUCUAAUUUUCAGAAUCUUGUUGUCAUGUAAACAACCCUUACUGUUGCCUGGCUGGGUCUAUCUGAUGUUGCGUAGUGAUAUGAACUAAAGCAAAUCAGUUUGUUUCCCAGGCAACCAUUUAUGUGCCCAUACACAAGCAACGGCUCAAUUCAUCACCCGUCAACCUCCCCCUGUUUUAAUGACAAAGCCCCCAUUCUGACUGUCUCAUUUAUUCCCCUGUGCUUUAUGUUGAUUAAUCUGAGGUGCUGGAUUGAGGCAUGGUCAAUGUGUGAUCACAGCUUUCUUAAACUCCUUCGUAAACUCAAAGGAAUUCAGUACAUUCAUCCUUCCUGGCAGUCUUUUCUUCAUGACAUCACUCUGUGUCUGUACUAGAUUAGAUGGAGAGCGAUCAGCGUGGCAUCAGCCAACUGACUGAGUCAGAGGCUGUGUCAUCAAGGGGGUCUACAGGUCCCAGAUGACUGUCUUCCUCCAUUAGUGUCUUAUUUUCCCGCUCAUCAUCCCUCACUGACUGGCAUGAAAGUGCCCUGAUGAUGGAGCCCCUUUCUGUCCAUUUCUAGUCUAAAUCUAAUCUAAUCUGCUCGGCCUCUUUUAGUAUUCCAUUUCAGGGCCAUCCAGUAAACAGUAAAUUACUCACCCCAGCUCAAUACUCAUAAACUGGAUACUGGAAUGAGUCAUGAUUGACUGUGUCUGCUGUAAGUGAAAAGUAAAAUGGUCUGAGUGUUUGGAGUCUGCUGUUCAACAACUGUUGUUUGACCUCAGGUGACCCCAGUCUGAGAGGAUGCAAUGGGAUUCCUCCACGCUGCGUGUUCCUGGAGGAAAUGGCCGCAGAGAUGGACGGGCAAGACUGGCUAGACAUGGACAACAUCGAGCAGGUACAAUAGGAUUGGACAGUGGGAAUGGUGGUGGCGAACUGUUCGCUGGUCAGCUCAGUUGACCUCUAUGCCAUAAGAUCCACAUAUACAGUGCUGUAUCCUUUUCUCAUGACGAUUUCCUCGCUGGCUUGUAUUUUCAGGGGACUAGGCCUAUUAUGUAUACAGUGCAUCGUCUACUCUAAGAAGAUGGUAUAGUGAAAAAUACAUAGCAACCUUAUGCUCAACAGGGAGCAGAGAUCAGUAAGUAAGGACAUAAAGUUGAUAGCACAGAAUGUUGGCUAAGUUUGACAUUUUUUCUCCUAUAUUAGGCACUCUUCAACAGAUUACUGAUGCUGGAGCCAGGGAACCACCUCAUCUACAUGACCUCGUGUAAUGCUGUGAAUCUCUCUGCCGACCGAGAUGCUGGGGACAAGUGCGCCAUACCGUUCCUCUACGCCUGCUACCAGAGAGCCAAGGAAGAGGUGGGGUCACAUACACAGCUCACUCUCAUUCCUAAUUUCUUUCUCCACCAAUUGCCAGUCAUAAUUCAGUCAGGAAAAGUUUGCUGUAAAAGGCAUACAGAGUGUACUAAACAUUACAGACUUGCCAAGUGAAUCCAGGUGAAAGCUAUGAUCCCUUAUUGAUGUCACUUGUUAAAUCCACUUCAAUCAGUGUAGAUGAAGGGAAGGAGACAGGUUAAAUAAGGAUCUUUAAGCCUUGAGACAAUUGAGACAUGGAUUGUGUAUGUGUGCUAUUCAGAGGGUGAAUGGGCAAGACAAAAGAUUUAAGUGCCUUUGAACGGGGUAUGGUAGUAGGUGCCAGGCGCACCGGUUUUCUACGCUCAACAGUUUCCUGUGUGUAUCAAGAAUGGUCCACCACCCAAAGGACAUCCAGCCAACUUGACACAACUGUUGGAAGCAUUGGCGUCAACAUGGGCCAGCAUCCCUGUAGAACGCUUUUAUAUUUAGGUGUUCAUAAUGUUUUGUCCACUCUGUGUCUAAACCAUGCUGUAUAUAUCAGCGCCUGCACAGUUCGGUUUGGGUCACCACAAUAGUGUGAAAAGGUUCAUAGUCUUACUGAACAUAAUGAAUGACCUGUCUAAGGUUAAAUCUGCUGUUUAUUUAUAGAUCAUUUCAGUCUGCAUAUAGGCAAAAGAAAGCAUGUUUAGCUUGUGCUCCAUUGCUGACAAUGACGUGACAAAUUCCUCCCUGGUCCCUCCCUACAUUACAAACCCCCAGGUCACCAAAGUACCGGAGAAGCUGCUGUCGUACGCAGUGCGCUGUAAGAAUCUGACGGUGUCCAACACGUGCACGGUCCUGCUCACCCCCGAGAUCUACAUCAGCCAGAACGUGUACGAGCAGCUACUGGAUCUGCUGCUGGAGGGAGUCGGCGGAGCCCGUGAGUCCAUUCAAUUAUUAAAGCUUUGACUGUCUGAGGAUCCCUGUUCUGUUCCAUCUCAGUAGCCAAAGAAAGUGGUGUUGUCUGCUGCUCAGGUAUCAACUGUUGAGGCCUCCCAAGACAGGAUGUGCUGUAAUUUAAGAUAGUUUGCCCCCGCUGAUUAAAUAACUGGUUUUUACUGGUUUGAACUUGUCGAUCUGCAUUUGAGAGUAUAAUAUCCUCACUUCGCUGUGUUGUUGUGUGUGGUUUGUGUCCGGAAAGGGGGGGAAAGAGGCCUGUACAAUACAGAGAAUAUACUUUACUGAACUGUAUUUAUUUUUUAUAUUUUCUGUAUAGACUACAUUGUUUUUUACCCUGAUAUAUACCUAAGCCCUUUUUUGAGCCAUGAAAAACCCUGUACAUAUAUGGUUCUGUAAAGUACAGUAUCUUCUCUGCAUUAUACAGGGCUAUUAUUCAGGGUUUUUACUUAUCUAUACCUAAGCCCCUUUUUGAGCCAAGAAAAACCCUGACAUAAAGUGUGGUUUCUGUUGUGCGUUGCAGAGCUGGAGGAGGUGGUGGAGUUCGUGGAGGAGGUGAUCGCUGGCCUGUUGGCUGACCAGGAGGUGCGCACCUUCAGCGAGGUGAUCGUGCCCGUGCUCGAUAUCUUCCAAGGCCGUGUAAAAGACUUGGAUCUCUGCCAGCUGCUGCUCUUCUCCUACCUGGACCUUCUCCUCUACUUCAGCCGGCAAAAAGAUAUCGCUACGGUCAGGGGCCAAAAUGCAUCGUCAUCACUCCUCUGGACUAUUUUGUAUAACCGUGAUUAUUACUUGAUUAUAUUCUAUUCUGUUCUAUAUUAUUCUAUUUAGAACAAUAUUAUUAUUCUUUUAACAACUGCAUUCAUAUGUCUGAGAUGGACAACCUUGAUCUCAAAAGUAGUUUACUCUCUUAAUAUACUUCAAAUUGUUUUACUCCAGGUAUUGGUGGAGCACAUCCAUCCCAAAGAUCCCAACAAUGGGCUUCAGUAUCAGAACACCCUCCUUGGCACUGUGUUGAGUAUCUCUUGCCUGCUGAAGACGCCGGGGGUGGUGGAGGGUCACGGCUUCUUCCUCAACCCAUCACGCUCCAGUCCACAGGAAAUGAAGGUCCAGGAGUCCAACAUACACCAGGUAAGGGCACAAGAAAUAGAGGCUUUGGUCAAAAGUAGUGCAUUAUAUAGGGAAUAGGGUGCUAUUUAGGACGGACCCCUAACCUUAUCUUCUGUGUCUCCAAAACCCCACUUAGGCCUACAUCCAGCUUACUGCCAAGGGACAGACAUAUUCUAAGGGUCAGACACAAGCUUAGUCUAAGCUUAUGUCUGAGUCACUUUCACUCAGAUAUCAUAUGAACACAGCAUAAGUCCUGGCAAAAUGUGUAGAAUUGCAGGAAAUUCGCUUUAAAUAUAUAUAUACAGUUGAAGUCGGAAGUUUACAUACACUUAGGUUGGAGUCAUUAAAACUCAUUUUUCAACCACUCCACAAAGAAACAAGAUUCUCUGGUCUGAUGAAACCAAGAUUGAACUCUUUGGCCUGAAUGCCAAGCGUCACGUCUGGAGGAAACCUGGCACCAUCCCUAUGGUGAAGCAUGGUGGUGGCAGCAUCAUGCUGUGGGGAUGUUUUUUAGCGGCAGGGACUGGGAGACUAGUCAGGAUCGAGGCAAAGAUGAACGGAGCAAAGUACAGAGAGAUCCUUGAUGAAAACCUGCACCAGAGCGACCUCAGACUGGGGUGAAGGUUCACCUUCCAACAGGACAUCGACCCUAAGCACACAGCCAAGACAAUGGAGGAGUGGCUUCGGGACAAGUCUCUGAAUGUCCUUGAGUGGCCCGCCCAGACUUGAACCCGAUCAAACAUCUCUGGAGCGACCUGAAAAUAGCUGUGCAGCAACGCUCCCCAUCUAACCUGACAGAGCUUGAGAGGAUCUGCAGAGAAGAAUGGUAAAAACUCCCCAAAUACAGGUGUGCUAAGCUUGUAGCGUCAUACCCAAGAAGACUCAAUGCUGUAAUCGCUGCCAAAGGUGCUUCAACAAAGUACUGAGUAAAAAACGACCAAUUUCACUGGAGCGUAGAGCGAGAUUCCCAAAGGCUGGUGCGUUAGCCUUUUCGCCUGCUCCAAUUUCGCUCCAGUAGCGCUCACUUCACCAGCUCAGGGCAUGCCCGGCCCAGCAUGCAUUUGUAGUCUACUUGUGUGCUGCUAUAGUCCCUUGCUUUAGCUACUGUCAUGGAGUUAUGCUAAAUAUUUUCAUAAAGAAACUGAUAAAACAAACAGGUGCAAAAUCAAGGUGACUUACAAAGAUGAGGACCGAGAGGUAGUGCGGUGAUGUAGCGUCCACAACUAAAGAAUCAUUGUGGAAUCUGAAAAGACACGUAUCCCGAAAGCAUGAUGGUGUACUUACUAUGUGCACAUGCUAAAAUAAAGGAAUGAGGUGGGUAGAUAACUAUGUGUGUCAUUGUAGCAAAGUAUUUAUAAACAAAAAAUCUGAUUGAACGUUCACUUUUGUUCUAUUAUCUAUCUAUAUAAUUUAUUAUCUAUAUCCAUAAUUGAUUUGGGCCAAAUAGGCCUGCCAUAUUCCCACUUUCAAGGAGCUUUCCAUUUUGAUUGGUUAUUUUGCCUAAAAACCUUUAAGCCUACCUAUAGAAAAAAUUAAAAAUAAACUGCAUCUCUGCCCAGCCUGGAAAGAGUGGACAAAAGGGUGUUUAGCAUCCCCAGUGGCUCUACAAGUGUGGAGAGGAUAUUCUCUGCUGCUGGCCUGCUCUCCAGGCACCAUCACAUGAGCCUUAAGCCACAGACUGGCCAAACCCGUGUUUAUAGAAAUGAAUUCAAAGGCACUGUAGACUGAGCCUAAUAAGGAAUUUUUCAUUUAAUUUGUAUUUAAUACUAAGUCAGAGCCUAUAUGCGCAAUUUAUAGACUAUAAUGAUUUAAUGCAACAAAAUGUUGUUUAAAUGCUGAGCGCCUAAUGCCCCUACCAGCCUAUGGUGUCGCACUCGCAAAUGCUUCACAAUGUAUUUCUUUGUAGGCUAUAGCCUUGAAAUAAUUGAAAUAAUAUUUAGUGUGUAUAUGCUGUUUAAUAUGACAUGUAGCCUAUUUGAAAUGGUGAGCGCUUCUAAAAUACUUUUCAUUCAAAUCAUCUGGUUUGGUUUCAAUACUUUAAAACCAAAUGAUAGGUCCAGGUAGUCACAAAAUUAGGUGGGUGUUGGUUAAUUGUGAUUUUAAUGAAUGGAGCGAAUUUGGAGCAGCAGUUCUUUUUCCUGUGAGCGCGGAGCGGUUUUUAGCGGAGCGUUUGAAAAGGACGUGGAGUGCCGGAGCCGCUCCAUGAGCAAUGAGCGGGAAUUCCGACCACUCAACUCCGCUCCCAUACUCUGCUCCCAUCUAGUUAUUGACAUAUCCUUUCCUGCUCUCCUUUCCUCCCAGUUCAUGGGCCAGUUCCAUGACAAGCUGCACCAGCUCCUGAAGAACCUGCUGCAGCAGUCGGGUGAGACACGCCACCUGCUGCUCUCCUGGCUAGGCAGCUGCCUGCAGGCCAACGCCGGGCGCGCCAAGAUCUGGGCCAACCAGAUGCCCGAGAUCUUCUUCCAGAUGUACGCCUCAGAUGCCUUCUUUCUCAACCUGGGCGCCGCACUGCUCAAGCUGUGCCAGCCCUUCUGCCGGCCGCGCUCCCCCAAGCUGCUCACCUUCAACCCCACCUACUGCGCGCUCAAGGAGCUCAGCGAGGAGGAGCGGCGCAACCGCAACGUGCACGCCAGAGGUGUGUCUGGGUCAUUGGAUAUCCUUUUUACAUCAUUAGUUCUCUUUUUUAUGUUCGUAAAUAUGAAUCUUUCCUAAUUUUCUCAUUGAUCAUUAGGUCUGGACAAAGAGACGUGUCUCGUCCCCCUUCCCCCCCAGCAGUCGGUGCAGUACUCACAGUCAUAUAGCCUCCUCACUGAGAACCUCAUCCUCACCCAGAUGACCCUGCACCUGGGCUUCCACAGGUAACUAACUGGCCCUGUUCAGAAGGGUUCAACGUUACAGAACAUUCAGAUAUAAUACAAAUUAUAGGAUAGAUAUGAUUGUCUUUCAAGUAGAAUAGGGAAUCAUGUCAGGUCUAUUCAAUGCAUUUCUAUCGGCAAAUUUGUGAACAUAUCUCCUCACUGAAUAUACCCCUGACCUAGCAAUGCUGUAUCCAUAUGAUGAGCAUUAGUACUGUAUAUCAUCACAGGGUUUUGGGUUUGUGCAUGAAGAAAGUUCUACUUGCCAUGUUAGUACACAAUACUUUUGGUUCCUCGACACACACAGAAAACUCUCAGUGGAGGUUCUCCAUUGAGCAUGGGUUUAAGUCCAGGAGUUGGCUCGAUAUGUACCCGGGAACCUGGCCCUUGGAGUAGACUUGUGAUAAUAUCUCAUAGUGUUAUCCUUCAUAACAGCUGAGCCAUAUGUACUGUAUCUGAUGUUGUGAACUGGGCCGUGACAAAUUUCCGUUGUUCGCUGUAACAUUUGGUUAAUAAAGUUGUAUUGUGUCUUCUCCUUGCCUCUCCCUAGACUCCACGAGCAGAUGGUGAAGAUGAACCAGUCUCUCCACCGGCUGCAGGGUACGUGGCGGGAGGCCCAGCUCACGGGCGGCCCGGCGGCCGAGCAGCUCCGCGAGCAGUUCGAGCGCCUCAUGACGGUCUACCUGUCAACCAAAGCAGCAGCCACCCAGCCGGGCAUGCUGCAGUGCUGCCUCAACCUGCAGGCGUCCAGCGCCACACUCCUGGUUCAACUGGGCCUCAGCAACCAGGGGCCCGAGCACAUCCAGCUCUCCUUCCCCCUGCCGCCGCUAUACAACAGCCUGCUCUGUCACAUGCCAGGUAGCUGCCCCUCCCUCCCUCUGUCAGUUUACUUCUCUUUUUUUGUUUAGCUGAGUGACUUACAGUCAAGGCAUUUAACUAAGGUAGGAACGACAACCAAGUAUCACAGUCAUUUCAGGUAAAACUUUCCGUCAACCUUGCUUGUUUACUUACUUAGUUAGACCAGUCGCCCCAUGAGGAGCAAAGGCCGUCAACAACUCAACUUUUGGCAGUCUUUUCAAUAUUGCGCCAUCGACCUUGACGUCACGUUUUCAGUCAUUUGACAGAUGCUCUUAUGCUGACUUGCAGUCAGUGCGUACAAUAGAGGUGCCAUAGAAACAAACGGAACAUGGCUUUGUGGCCGUGGUUGCACCUUUACAAUGCAGAAAACCGCUCGUCUCUAGCUCAAACCGUUCAAAACUAAAGACCUAUUUUAACGGAGCUAUUUUAUUUAUUUAUUUCCUGCAUGGAUUGCGGGACGCUCUUAAAGGGGUACACACAAAUUAAUCAUCAUGAGUAAGGAACUUUUAUUAUGCAAGCUAUGAAAAUAGUUCAAAUAAACCCUAUUUAAUCUAAAAAAAAAAUAACGUUUGUCACAGAAAAGCGUUGAUUUGCAGUAAGUAUCAGAUUUAGAUGGUCAUUACCACUAAAUUAAUUAAUAGGGAUAUUUUAGGUGUGCCGCAGAAUUUUUUAUCCCAUCAAGUUGUUCCAAGGUUCAUAAAAGGUUGGGAACCACUGUGCUAAAUAACAGCAAGUCCCAAUGACAGUGUCCCAAUGACAGUGCUAUAUAAGAGUUGUGAGAGAAUAACACAUAUGAAGAGAGCAGAGGAGGCUGGUGAGAGUAGCUAUAGGAGGACAGGCUCAUUGUAAUGGCUGGAAUGGAAUGAAUGGAAACACCUAACAUAUCAAACACAUGGAAACAACGUGUUUGACUCCAUUCCAUUGAUUCCAUUCCAGCCAUUUAAAAUGAGCCUAUAGCCCCUCCCACCAUCCUCCUCUGGUAGAGAGUGUAUUAAUACGAUGACUACUAGGAGGGGUUGGUUAUCAAAAGGAUUCUUGUACGUCUGCAGAGUUCUUUGCAGAGAACUUGGGAGAUUUCUUUGUCUUCCUCCGCCGCUUCGCUGACGAGGUCCUGGAGUCUUCUGCCGAGAGUUUGGAGCAGGUCCUCAACUUCAUCACUGUGUUCAUGGGAAACGUGGAGAGGUAGGGGAGAGAGGGAGAGGCGUUGAGUUCACCCACGCACACACACACAGUACCAGGCCACAUGUUUACACCUCUGUGCAUAAUAUCCAUGUGUCCUGGUACAUACAAUGCCUUGAGGACUGUUUAUCCCCAUUGGCUGUUACAACAGUCACUCUUCUGGAUGUGAUAUUCCUAAGGGGUUUAUGUGUCUACCAUUUGGAGUCAUCUAUGUUCCUAUUGUGUUACUCUUUACCCAUGUACCCAGGAUGAAGAACCCUCACUUGCGGGCGAAGCUGGCAGAGGUGCUGGAGGCGGUGAUGCCCCACAUGGAACCGGUGUCGGCCGGCACGACUCAGCCAGUCAUGUUCCAGCGCCAAAGGGUCUUCUGCUCCUACCGCCACGCCCCUCACCUGGCCGAGGCGCUCAUCGCUGUGUUUGUGGAUAUUGAGUUCACUGGUGGGUUUAGUGUGUAUGUGUAUGUGUGUGUGUGCGCAGUGUAUGUGUGUGUGUGUUUGUGUCUUGCACAUAUGUGUUUGUGUGUGCUAGAAUCUAAACCUUUGUGAUGAAGCUCAAGUGCAAGCAUGAUGUGACUUGUAUGUUAUUGACUUUUCUCCUCAGGUGACCCUCACCAGUUUGAACAGAAGUUCAACUACAGGAGACCUAUGUAUCCCAUCCUCAAGUACAUGUGGGGGAAGGAGAGCUACAGGGAGAGCAUUAAGGCAAGCUUGUCUCCCCGUUUGUCUUAGUUAUUUAGAUGGUACCACAUGUAGAGUCGUCCUUAUUGAAGACAGCAGGAAACACACGGUAUUACUCUUCAGUUCUGCACCAUUAUGUACCAAAAUGCUUAUGUGGAAUGUUGUUUACUUCAGAGUCUUGCUGUUUAUGCAUCCGAGAACCUCGAGGCAAUGAAUCCUCCACUCUUCCUGCGGUAUCUGAAUCUCCUGAUGAACGACGCCAUCUUCCUGCUCGACGAAGCUAUACAGGUGAGAAACUGUCAGCAUUUAGCGCUCGUUUUAUGAAAAGGACAUUCCUAGCAUUGACUUAUAUUGACUUAUAUCCAUCUCAGUGGUGGCUGGUGCCACUUUAAAUCAGAGGACGGGCUCAUUUUAAUGGCUGGAAUGGAAUCAACAAACGGUAUUAAAACACAUGGUUUCUAUGCGUUUGAUACCAUUCCAUUCAUUCCAUUCCGACCAUUACUAUGAGUCGUCCUCAGCUCACCAGCCUCUACUGAUCCAUAAAAGACAAAUCUGCUCCAAUUGGUUUUAAUUUUGGAAAUCUGUUCCAAAGUAUUCCCAUGCAUAAUAGAGAGAUAUACUUGUAAGCAAGGUUUGAAAUACUUAUGUUUUAGUCAAAUAUUAUAUCUGUUUGGGCUUCUUGCAGUCAAUUUGCCAUGUACAAUUUGCCAUCCGCUCAAGAAGAAAUUGGCCCGCGGCUGAAUCUAGUUGAUGUUCUCUGGUUUACAUGAAGCUCCUACAUUUCAACUGUGUCAGAUUUUGCCACUACUUCUCUCUGAACUGGUCCUUGUCGUGGUAGUACCUGAGCAAGAUCAAGCUUCUGCAGCUGGAGAAGGACCAUGGCGAGUGGGAGGGCCUGGCUCCUGAUGCCCUCAGGGAGAAGGAGUCCAGUCUGCAGAUGUUGGGACAGCUGGCACGCUUCCAUAAUAUAAUGUCCAACGAGACCAUCGGCACACUGGCUUUCCUCACGUCAGGUUAGUUGGAGAGGGAGGAUGAAUGGAUAACAAUGAUUGGACAUACGUCUCUACCUAGAGCUACACAAAAUAUGGGUGUUGGUGUAUUUUUUUGUUGUCCUAUUCAUUGUUAGUGAAACCAUAAGCAGAAUUAAGAGAUUGCCCUGUUAAAGGUAAAUGGCAAUAAUUUAUAUUUGAAGGCACUGUGUUGUACACUGAGGAUACAAAACAUUAGGAACACCUUUCUCAUAUUGUGUUGCACCACCUUUUGCCCUCAGACCAGCCUCAAUUCGUUGGGGCAUAACCUCUACAAGGUGGCCCAUGUUGACUCCAAUGCUUCCUGCAGUUGUGUCAAGUUGGCUGGAUGUCCUUUGGGUGGUGGACCAUUCUUGAUACACACAGGAAACUGUUGAGCGUGAAAAACCCAGCAGCGUUGCAGUUCUUGACACACUCAAACCGGUGCGCCUGGCACCUACUACCAUACCCUGUUCAAAGCCAGUUAAAUAUUUUGUCUUGCCCAUUCACCCUUUGAAUGGCACACAUACACAAUCCAUGUCUCAAUUGUCUCAAGGCUUAAAAAUCUUUCUUUAACCUGUCUCCUCCCCUUCAUCUACACUGAUUUGAAGUGGAUUAAACAAGUGACAUCAAUAAGGGAUCAUAGCUUUCACCUGGAUUCACCUGGUCAGUCUGUCAUGGAAAGAGCAGGUGUGCCUAAUGUUUUGUACACUCAGUGUAUAUUAAUAUAUUGAAACUCAUACUCGCUUCUCCCUCGUCAUGAUAUCCCAGAGAUCAAGGGUAUUUUUGUGCACCCUUUCAUGGCCGAGAGGAUCAUCUCCAUGCUCAACCACUUCCUGCAGCACCUGGUCGGCCCCAAGAUGGGCGCCCUGAAGGUGAAAGACUUCAGCGAGUUUGACUUCAAGCCCCAACAACUGGUCUCCGAUAUCUGCAACAUCUACCUUAACCUGGGGUACGUUUCAAAAUGGCAAUAUUUCAAGGCUAAGACAAGGCUCAGAAGUUUGUUAGGUUGAAAUUCGCUUGCUUUUUCAAUCUGUACUUCAGACCUGUAUUCUGAUUGUAUUUGAAAUCGUUCAAAAAUGUUGAGCGUUUGCCUGGAGCGAAAGGUGGGUGGUGUUUGCAUGUUUUGGAUGGUUCCAUUGGUUUUAUUGUGCCAGGCAAGCACAGUCAAGCAUAGCUACAUUAGUUGAACAUUUUUUUAAAGUACCAUUUGAAUCCAUGUGUGGCUUAUAUAGUGCAUUUGGAAAGUGUUCAGACCCAUAGACUUUUUCCACUUUUUGUUACGUUACAGCCUUAUUCUAAAAUUGAUUAAAUUGUUUUUUUUCCUCGUCAAUCUACACACAAUACCCCAUAAUGACAAAGCAAAAAUAGGUUUUAUUUUUUUUGUGCUAAUUUAUUAAAAAUUAAAAACGUAAAUAUCACAUUUACAUAAGUAUUCAAACCCCUUACUCAGUACUUUGUUGAAGCACAUUUUUGCAGCGAUUACAGCCUUGAGUCUUCUUGGGUAUGACGCUACAAGCUUGGCACACCUGUAUUUGGGAGGUUUCUACCAUUCUUCUCUGCAGAUCCUCUCAAGUUCUGUCAGGUUGGAAGGGGAGCGUCGCUACACAGCUAUUUUCAGGUCUCUCAUUUACAUUUACGUCAUUUAGCAGACGCUCUUAUCCAGAGCGACUUACAGUUAGUGAGUGCAUACAUUUUCAUACUGUUCGAUCGGAUUCAAGUCCAGGCUUUGGCUAGGCCACUCAAGAACAUUCAGAGACUUGUCCCAAGCCACUCCUCCAUUGUCUUGGCUGUGUGCUUAGGGUCGUUGUCCUGUUUGAAGGUGAACCUUCGCCCCAGUCUGAGGUCCUGAGCGCUCUGGAGCAGCUUUUCAUCAAGGAUCUUUCUGUACUUUGCUCCCUUCAUCUUUCCCUCGAUCCUGACUAGUCUCCCAGUCCCUGCCGCUGAAAAACAUCCCCACAGCAUGAUGCUGCCACCACCAUGCUUCACCGUAGGGAUGGUGCCAGGUUUCACCCAGACGUGACGCUUGGCAUUCAGGCCAAAGAGUUCAAUCUUGGUUUCAUCAGACCAGAUAAUCUUGUUUCUCAUGGUUUGAGAGUCCUUUAGGUACCUUUUGGCAAACUCCAAGCAGGCUGUCAUGUGCCUUUUACUGAGGAGUGGCUUCCUUUGGCAACUCUACCAUAAUGGCCUGAUUGUUGGGGUGCUGCAGAGAUGGUUAUCUUUCUGGAAGGUUCUCUCAUCUCCACAGAGGAACUCUAGAGCUCUCUGAGUAACCAUUGGGUUCCUUCCUGACCAAGGCCCUUCUCCCCCAAUUGCUCAGUUUGGCCGGGCGGCCAGCUCUAGGAAGAGUCUUGGUGGUUCCAAACUUCUUCCAUUUAAGAAUGAUGGAGGCCAUUGUGUUCUUGGGGACCUACAAUGCUGCAGACAUUUUUUGGUACCCUUCCCCAGAUCUGUGCCUCGACACAAUCCUGUCUCGGAGCUCUACGGACAAUUCCUUCGACCUAAUGGCUUGGUUUUUGCUCUGACAUGCACUGUCAACUGUGGGACCUUAUAUAGACAGGUGUGUGCCUUUCCAAAUCAUGUCAUAUCAAUUGCAUUUACCACAGGUGGACUCCAAUCAAGUUGUAGGAGCAUCUCAAGGAUGAUCAAUGGAAACAGGAUGCACCUGAGCUCAAUUUUGAGUCUCAUAGCAAAGGGUCUGAAUACUUAUGUAAAUACGGUAUUUCUGCUUUAUUUGUAAUACAUUUGCAGAAAAUUCUGAAAACCUGUUUUAGCUUUUUCAUUAUGGGGUAUUGUGUGAUGGAUGAGGAUAUUUUUUAUUUUUUAAUCAAUUUUAGAAUACGGCUGUAACGAAAAAGUCAAGGGGUCUGGAAUACUUUCCGAAUACACUGUAAGGUGGCUAUUUUGUUUUUAGCGAUUGUAACAAUGUCUGUUUUCUCUUCGACAGUGAUGAAGAGAAUUUCUGUGCCACUGUCCCAAAAGACGGGCGCUCCUACUCUCCCACGCUCUUCUCUCAGACUGUCCGAGUCCUGAAGAAGAUCAACAAGCCCGGAGAAAUGGUUGUGGGUUUCGGUCUCCUUGCUGACAAAAUAAAGGUUAGAUCUGUUGUAGUAUCAAAUCACCUUAUACUGUACCGCUAUGCCCUCUCCAUACCAUAACCCUAAACGAAUAACUACUGCCUGUUUUAGUCUCAUGCAGACCGACAGCUGCAGGAUGAGGAAACGUACGCGGACGCCCCAGACGAGUUCCUGGACCCCAUUAUGUCCACUCUGAUGCUCGACCCUGUGCUGCUCCCCUCUUCCAAUGUCACGGUCGAUCGCUCGACCAUAGCACGGCACUUACUCAGGUGAGUGAUUCCCUUAGGAGUAGUAUGUCUACGUGCUGCUGGUUUAUUCCAGGGGCCGUGUGCAUCAAGCAUCUCAGAGUAGGCGUGCUGAUCUAGGAUCAGGUCCCCCCCCUGUCCAUGUAGUCUUAUUCAUUGUGAUCUAAAAGGCUAAACUGAUCCUUGAGAUGCUUGAAACAUACGGCCCGAGAUCAAGUUUAUUUGUACGAUAUUGAGUAUCAAUUUUCAUUAUCCUACAGCGAUCAGACAGACCCGUUCAACCGCAGCCCCCUCACCAUGGACCAGAUCCGGCCCAACGAGGAGCUGAAGCAACAGAUCUUACAGUGGCUGGCCCAGCAUAAGCAGGAUCAGCAGCAGAUGGGCCCUAGUGGCUAG